Lasiodiplodia theobromae is the source of this 1536-nucleotide messenger RNA. RefSeq lists its product as uncharacterized. Bases 1 to 1536 code for a protein of 511 amino acids. The transcript is spliced from 6 exons. NCBI's taxonomy places the organism in Eukaryota, Fungi, Ascomycota, Dothideomycetes, Botryosphaeriales, Botryosphaeriaceae. The record is from RefSeq and is a predicted model, not a curated record.
AUGGCCGUGCAGGACCUGAGAUAUGAUUCUUACUACGACUUCAUUUGGUACUCAGAUAAUGGACCCUGGUCUGUCAGGUUCACUGCCUGGUAUACCAUUGGCCUGUUGAAGAGGAACCAGGGCGACGACGUCCUGCAUGCAAAAGCAGCUCUGAGAAAUAUAUUGGCUUGCCAAUACACGGAAGAAUUUGAUUCCGCCUGGUAUGGAACAUUCAAGCUCAGUCCUGAUCAACCUGAUCCAACACCUGACUCUGAUUUAUAUCCGCCUGAAAUAUAUACAACCUAUGAUCCGAAUUGGAGAGAGUUCAUCGGUACCACACUAGUGCAAGCUGUCGAGGAGUUCGAGCACCUACUUGGAGAAGACCUAGUCUCAGCAAUCGAAACAUCACUGACCCACGCGGCAAUCGGCGGCAUGCGGCGCAACGGAACCUACCCUGAAGACGACAACCUCAUCCUGGGCUACUCCAAUCCAGCCUACAUGCGAGCCGUCGUGGUAUCAUGGAUCGGCCACCGCCUGAACAACUCCACCUUCACCGACUUUGCCAACCUGCAAGGAAAGCUCCUCCUCGAGCUCUUCACCUGGAACAACUCGAACACUCUCGGCGAGUACAAUGCCCCGACGUACUACGGAAUGGACAUCUGGGCACUAUCCGCUGCCAUCAAGUACGCGCCAGCCAACUCGACCAUCAAGUCCACCUCCGAGUACGUCUUGACCGAGCUCUGGAAGGACAUCGCCGCGCACUACAACCCAUACCUCAAAAACAUGGUCGGCCCCUACGACCGCGCCUACACCCGCGACAUGACCACCCACUCCUCCAUCCUCAGCCUCUGGUUCUGGGCCAUCUUCGGGCACGCGCGGGGCCCGCAGCCCCCCAAAGGCGAAGCCGACCUCCUCUACGACGUCGCGCAAGGCGCGCAAAUCGCGCUCGUCGCCCACACCACCUCCUCCUACAUCCCCCCCACCCUCACCGCCUGGCUGACCGGCAGCGCCUACACCGACGCCCCGCGCUUCCUCAACCGCACGAUCAAAGAAGAUCUGUCAUCGUCUUACGUGCGCGUCGCGACGUCCUGGCUCAGCGGGCCGCUGAUGAUCGGGGCGGAGAGCAUCGCAGAGACGGCGAACCGCGGCGACCAGUUCGUGCCGGCGAUAGUGCACUGGGCGAGCGACCCAGCGCACCAGCCGGCGCCGUACGUGGGGUUUUUCAGCUUGUAUCCGAGCGCGUCGACGGUGGAGGCGGUGGCGGGGGAGAGGUCGUUGAGGAUCCGCUAUCCGAACCGGACGCAGGAGGGGACGGGGGUGUUUACGUUUGCGGUUUCGGGCGUGGCGCCGUGGUGGUUGUUGGCAGGGAAUAGGGUGGAGGGGUUGGAGAAGCUGCCGUGUUUGGAGGUCAAGGUUGAGGCGGAGGGGUUGGAGAGGUUGCCGGUGACGUAUGGGAGUCAGUUGCGGGAUCAUUUGUUUUAUAAUGUUAGUUAUGUGGUGCCGGACGGGUUUGAGGGGGUGCCGGAGGUGGGGUUGGAGUUUGAGUAUACGUGUUGA